GGCGGUGCUGGUGCCGCACAGCCUGAGGGAGGACUCCCCCCUCUCCGUCUCCGAGCUCCUGCCCGACGGCCUCAGCCUGCCUCGCCUCAACGUCACCCUCCCCCUGCAGCUCCCCCUCUCCCUCUCCCUGCCCUCCCUGGACGCACUGCUCGCAUCCACUGGAGCGGCAACAACCGCCAACGGUAACGCUAACGGUAACGGCAGCAGCAUUAGCAGUUCCUUCAACCUCUCAGCGCUGCUCGGCCUAACCGACAGUCUAACCGAUUCGCUAACCGACACCCUAACCGACACGUUUAACGACCUAACCGAUCUGAUUAGCGUCCGGCGGUUGUCAGUUACCGCUCAGUUGCGAGCUCUGCUGUCGCAACUGCCGGCAUUCAGUUUGCCGCAGCUGGGUAACGGCAACGGCAACGGCAGUACGGAGGGGGGCGGUGCGGGGCUGAGGCCGGGUCUGGUGAUGGCUCGGAGGGGCUACCGAGCGAAACACCCCGUGGUGAUCGUGCCAGGUUUCGUGACGUCCGGUUUGGAGCUGUGGCAGGGGCUGCCGUGCGGGCAGCGCUACUUCCGGCAGCGCAUGUGGGGCACACUGGCCAUGGUGCAGGCCUUCCUCAGCGACCCCGGCUGCUGGUUCCGACACAUGGAGCUGGACCCCGCCACGGGACUGGACCCCGAGGGCAUCAAGGUUCGUGCCGCAGUGGGGCUAGAGGCGGUGGACUACUUCAUACCCGGAUACUGGGUGUGGGGCAAGCUGGUGGAGGCGCUCGCCGACGUGGGGUACGACAGCAACAGUCUCGUCAGCAUGCCGUACGACUGGAGGCUGGCCAUGCCGCUGCUGGAGGAGCGCGACGGCUACUUCACUCGGCUGCGGUCCGCGGUGGAGUCGCUGGGUGCGGUGGCGGGGGAGCGGGUGGUGCUGACGGCGCACUCGUACGGGGAGAACGUGGUCCGCGCCUUCAUGGCCUGGGUGGAGGCCGACCAGCCGGGCUGGGUGGAGGCGCACGUGGCCGCCGUCGUCAACAUCGCGGGGACCAGUCUGGGGGUACCCAAGUCGGUGUCGGCACUCAUGUCGGGUGAGACCCGUGACACCGCGCAGCUGGGAGCGCUGGCUGGCUUCCUCACCUCCAACCUGGUGCCCCGCGCCGCCCGCACGCGCGUGUGGCGCUCCUGGGGGGCGGCGUACGCGAUGCUGCCGGCGGGGGGGCCGCCGGUGUGGGGCAACACCAGCUGGGCGCCGGACGACAGCGAGGAGAUGAGGCGGGGGGGCAGGACGUACGGCGCCAUGGUCUCCCUGUGGCCGCACGACUGGCAGUCGCUGCUGUCCGCCGCCGCCUCCGCGCCCGCCCCGCAGCGGCAGCGGCUGCAGCAGCUGGUGGCGGAGGUGAGCCAGACGGCGGGGGAGGCGGCGGCGGAGGUGGCGACGGAAGUGAAGGUGGCGGUGAAGAUGGG
Astrephomene gubernaculifera is the source of this 1446-nucleotide messenger RNA. NCBI's taxonomy places the organism in Eukaryota, Viridiplantae, Chlorophyta, Chlorophyceae, Chlamydomonadales, Astrephomenaceae. The record is from the annotation of a GenBank genome assembly.